CAAUUUGCGUUUCAUCCACAUGUUGACAAAUUUCUGAAACUGUCAACAAAUUUUGACAGAUUGCAUCAUUGUCUUCAUAUAAAGAUCAAGUUUGGAGUAGCACAUUUUAUUUCAAGGGAGAUAUCCACGACUUCUCAAGCCCAAUUGCCAUAUCUGGAGGCCCGACAAGAUGGCCCAACGUAAAGGUACAGCUAAGCUAACAGAGCUGUUGUCUAUAGAACAACAGAUGCAAAAGAAAUGGGAGGAUGAGAGAGUGUUUGAACUUGAUGCUGCUAAACCAGGCUCAGAGGAGGCUAAGAAAGAAAAGUAUGUCGUAACAUUUCCAUACCCCUACAUGAAUGGACGUCUUCAUCUUGGACAUACUUUCUCUCUGUCAAAAUGUGAGAUCUCUGUAGGGUACCAGAGACUGAGAGGCAAGAGAUGUUUGUUUCCAUUUGGAUUUCAUUGUACUGGAAUGCCCAUCAAAGCAUGUGCAGACAAACUAGCACGAGAAAUGGAGGAUUUUGGUUACCCUCCACAGUUUCCUCCUGAGGAAGAAGAGGAAAAGAAGGUUGAAGAGACAGAGGUUGUCAUCAAAGAUAAGGCCAAGGGAAAAAAGAGUAAAGCAAAAGCAAAGUCUGGAGGAUUGAAGUACCAGUGGCAGAUAAUGUCAGCUCUAGGUCUGAAAGAUGAAGAGAUCCGUCAGUUUGCUGACCCACACCAUUGGCUGUAUUACUUCCCACCAAGUUGCAAAGCAGAUCUAAAGCGCAUGGGACUCAAGGUUGAUUGGCGGCGAUCAUUUUUCACAACAGACGUGAACAGUACUAUACUCAUUGUCCAGGUGGCAGUUUGGCUGAAAGAAAGAAACAAAUACAGUUUGGUAAAACGGUAUACAAUCUACUCUCCGAAGGAUGGCCAGCCCUGCAUGGACCAUGAUAGAAGUUCAGGGGAAGGAGUUGGACCCCAGGAAUAUACAUUGAUCAAACUGAAAAUCCUGAAACCAUACCCACCAAAACUGAAGUCUCUAGAGAAGAAAGAUGUGUUUCUGGUAGCUGCCACACUACGUCCAGAGACGAUGUACGGACAGACAAACUGUUGGAUACAGCCAGAGAUGAAAUAUGUGGCAUGUGAACUGGGCAAUGGAGAGGUAUUUAUCAGUACCCGGAGAGCAGCACUGAAUAUGAGCUACCAGGGAUUCAGUAAGACAGACGGAAAGGUGGACGUAGUUGCUGAACUAGUUGGACAGGAUAUAAUGGGAGUUGCCCUAUCAGGACCUCUGACAGUUUAUGACAAGAUCUACACACUACCUAUGCUUACCAUCAAAGAAGGAAAAGGGACUGGAGUUGUUACAAGUGUGCCCUCAGAUGCUCCAGAUGAUUAUGCUGCACUGAGAGAUCUCAAGAAAAAAGAACCAUUCAGAAAGAAGUAUGGACUGACAGAUGAAAUGGUUCUGCCUUAUGACCCAGUGCCUAUCAUAGAUGUGCCAGAGUAUGGAGAUCUGUGUGCUGUGACAGCAUGUGACCAGCUCAAGAUCCAGAGUCAGAAUGACAAAGAUAAACUGCAAGAGGCCAAAGAGAGGGUCUAUCUGAAAGGAUUUUAUGAAGGGGUGAUGAAGAUUGGAGAGUUCAAAGGUCAGAAAGUUCAGGAUGUGAAGAAGAAAGUACAGAAACUGAUGUUGGACAAGAAAGAGGCUGUGAAAUACAUGGAGCCAGAGAAUAAGGUGAUUUCGAGGUCAGGAGACGAGUGUGUUGUAGCUCUAUGUGAUCAGUGGUACCUGAACUAUGGUGAGGCAGAAUGGAAAGCAACAGCAAAGAAAGCCCUGCAGAAUAUAGAGACCUACUCAGAGGAUGUGAGGAAGAACUUUGAAGCCACUCUGGACUGGCUACAUGAGCAUGCCUGCUCCAGAUCAUAUGGUCUAGGUACAAAGAUCCCCUGGGAUGAGCAGUACCUGGUGGAAUCUCUGUCUGACUCUACAAUUUACAAUGCUUACUAUACUGUGGCUCAUCUGCUGCAAGGGGGACAGUUUGAUGGUCACAAAGUGGGACCAGCUAACAUAAGACCAGAACAGAUGACAAAUGAAGUAUGGGAUUACAUAUUUUACAAGAAGGCCAAGUUCCCAAAGACUGAUAUUCCGAAAGCUACCCUGGAUAAGUUGAAAUCUGAGUUUGAGUACUGGUACCCUGUAGACCUGCGUGUGUCUGGCAAGGACUUGAUACCUAAUCAUCUCACAUACUACAUAUACAAUCAUAUAGCCAUGUGGCCAGAUCAGCCGGAAAAGUGGCCAAAGUCUAUCCGAGCCAAUGGACACCUGAUGUUGAACUCGGAGAAAAUGUCAAAGCAUACUGGAAACUUUCUAACACUUCACGAUGCAGUGGAGAAGUUCUCAGCAGAUGGAAUGCGGAUGUCUCUAGCUGAUGCUGGGGAUGGUGUUGAGGAUGCUAACUUUGUGGAGAUGAUGGCGGAAGCCGGGCUGCUCAGGUUGUAUACAUACUUAGAAUGGGUACGAGAAAUGAUUGCCACACGAGAUUCCCUGAGAACUGGGGCUUACACCUUCAACGACAGGGUGUUUGAGAGUGAGAUCAGCAUGAGUAUAGAGGUCACACAGAGACAUUAUGAUGAAAUGAAAUACAAGGAAUCUCUAAGAACAGGCUUCUUUGAAUUCCAGGCAAUGAGAGACAAAUACCGUGAAGUUGAGAUAGAAGGCAUGCAUAGUGACCUUGUCUUCCGAUACAUUGAAACACAGACCUUGAUGCUGGCCCCUAUUUGUCCUCAUCUGUGUGAAUAUAUCUGGGGUCUACUAGGGAAGACCUCCAGUAUAAUGCAUGCGAGCUGGCCAGUGGCAGGACCCUAUGACAAGGUGCUGAUUCAGUCCUCCCAGUACCUGAUGGAUGCAGCACAUGACUUCAGAAAGAGGCUGAAGGCUUAUACCACUGUUGCAAAGGGAAAGAAAGAAGUGCCGCCUCCUACACAUGCCACUGUAUAUAUUGCAAGGAGUUAUCCCCCUUGGCAAAAUACAAUAUUGACAACUGUGAGGACUAUGUAUGAAGAGAAUAAAGGAUUCCCUGACAACAAACAGAUAGCAGCAGCACUAGGGAAGACACCAGAGCUGAAAAAAUACAUGAAAAAAUCUAUGCCUUUUGUAAUGGUUGCUAAGGAGAACUUUGAGAAACAUGGUAUCGCUGCCCUGAACUUGACCACAGAGUACGACGAACAAGGGGUCAUGAAGACAAAUCUUAAAUACUUGACAAACACUCUAGAGAUGGAGGGUGUAGAUAUCCGGUUCUCAGAGGAAGCAGAAGGAGAUAAGGUGAAGGAUGACUGUUGUCCUGGGAAACCAUUUAUAACAUUUAGAACCGAGCCAUCAGUGACAGUUAGGUUCAUUAAUCCUCAACCAUGCAGUGGACUAUUUGAGGUGAAACUGCCUAUAUUCCAGGGAGAUACAAUGCAGAAGGUCAGGGCCAGGCUUAUGAAAACUGACAGGUCAAAAAUGAAAGAUGCAGCUUCUGUAAGGAUCCUGAGACAUGAGUCAGCGAAUCUGAUGAGAAAACUGCCGGAGUUUGACAAGCCCGAGAAGGGGAGAGUACUGUUGCCUGAUGGAGUCACUUUCUCUUGGAGUAGUCCCAGUGAUGAAGAAGUGGUUGUUCAGGAGAAUGGUUCUAAAGUUUCUAUUAAGGAACUUACUUACAUUGUACCAGUCUCUUGAAAAUGGUAGAAAUAUAGAAUAGAAAACUAGGCUGCUUGUCUGUAGAUCUAAGUAAAACAAACCAUACUGUUUUAAACAAGUAAACAUCUCUAUAAAUUACUGAAACUCCUAAAUGAAUACUAUUUAACUUUACAUGUUUAUGUAAAACACCUAGGUACAGCUGAAAUGUGAUAAUAAUCAAGGAAGGCUUUUUUGAUACAUUUUACAAAAUAUGUAAAUGCUUUUUUCUGCAUGAAGUUGCUCAAUAGUAUUGUUUCAUCUGCUUUUACAAUUACAUUUUCAAAGUAUUUGUCAACUUAAAAAGAAACUUCAUAUCUGUAAGCUAGUAUCCAGCUUUAAAUAAUGUUCCACUGUAAGGGCUCAGGUGAAACUCAAGUGUGUGUGCAUAUUUAUUUCGAUACAGAACAGUUUUAUGUUUAGCCUUCAUAGAUGUUAAAGACUGCGACAGAAGGGACUUGAAAAUCUAUAAUUUCUGCUAAUAAAUAUAUCUGGGCCAUGAGAUAGAGUUGUAAAAGUACUUAAAGGGCAAUACUACUGGAUAAAAAAUUAAUCCCAUCUGAUGAUUUUAGAAACUGUUUGUAACAUAUUUAAUUGAGGUACACAUGAUGUCUUGGAUGGUUAGUAUGAUUUUCAUGGUUCAGAUAUUACAUAGAAAUUACAUAUUGAUAAAAUACACAAGCAGUACAUUUUAUUCCUAUUUAUUUUUACAAAUUACUUAUUGCAAUAUCAGCAUUUGAAUCAGCUUUUUUCUGACUCUCAUGACAUUUUUAUGUUUCUGCAGAGUAAAAUUGUAAAAAUAUCGCAUAGAUCUAUUUCAGAACAACCCAGUAUAUCUCUCUUUAACAUGUCUUUUUCGUAAUCAGUACAAAAGGUUUUAAGAAAUUAUUAGUUCUUAUGUAUAUUCCUGUGUUUGAUUAAUGAAGUGCUGUUCAGAACUUUGUAUUUAUUGAUAUUAUGAAAUCUGUUCGUUACAUGAUGCAAUAAAUUAAUUGCCAGAUGAAAA
This is a messenger RNA of Mercenaria mercenaria, 4685 nucleotides long. RefSeq names its product leucine--tRNA ligase, cytoplasmic-like. Bases 170 to 3682 code for a protein of 1170 amino acids. Gene Ontology annotation, molecular function: leucine-tRNA ligase activity; ATP binding; aminoacyl-tRNA deacylase activity. The record is from RefSeq and is a predicted model, not a curated record. NCBI's taxonomy places the organism in Eukaryota, Metazoa, Mollusca, Bivalvia, Venerida, Veneridae. The transcript has 28 exons. Gene Ontology annotation, biological process: leucyl-tRNA aminoacylation.